This is a messenger RNA of Malurus melanocephalus (red-backed fairy wren), 1713 nucleotides long. RefSeq names its product nicastrin-like. The coding region runs from base 1 to 1707 and encodes 568 amino acids. Lineage: Eukaryota; Metazoa; Chordata; Aves; Passeriformes; Maluridae. Gene Ontology annotation, cellular component: membrane. Gene Ontology annotation, biological process: Notch receptor processing; protein processing. The record is from RefSeq and is a predicted model, not a curated record. The transcript has 12 exons.
AUGGCGGCGGAGCCGGGGGAGCGGAGGGGACCGGGAUGGAGCGGGAGGGGCUGGAGCUGCUCGGGAGCGCUGCAAGUGCUGCUCGUGGCCGCGCUGGCGGCGGCCCCGGGAACGGGACCGGGAUGGAGCGGGGAACGAGGAACGGGACCGGGAUGGAGCGGGAGGGGCUGGAGCCGCUCGGGAACGCUGCGGGUGCUGCUCGUGGCCGCGCUGGCGGCGGGCAGUUUCGGCGGGAACUCUGUGGAGAGGAAGAUUUACGUGGCUCUGAACCGCACAGCGCCGUGCGUGCGUCUGCUCAACGCCACCCACCAGAUCGGCUGCCAGUUUUCCAGGGAUAUUUUGAUGCAGCUGAAAGGAAAUUCCCGAAUUUCCGGCCUCGCUGUCACCUCAGCCCGUCCCGACCCUUCCCAAGGAUUUUCCCCGGGAYUGAAAUGUCCCAACGAUGGAUUCGGUGUUUACUCCGAGGAUUAUGGCCCGCAGUUCUCUCACUGUAACGGUUCUGUCUGGAACCCCCUGGGCAGUGGCCUCUCCUACGAGCAAUUCCCCUUCCCCAUUUUCCUCCUGGAGGACGACAACGAGACCGAGGUCAUCAAACAGAUGGACAGUCACUCGUUUUUCUGGAACGUGGCUCCCGGGGCUGAGGGCGCCGUGUCGGGGGCGGUGGCGGCGCUGGCGGCGGCUCAGGCUCUGCACGGGGCCCCUGGGGUGGAAAAACUGCCCAGAAACGUCCUGUUCGUGUUCUUCCAGGGGGAAACCUUCGAUUACAUCGGCAGCUCUCGGAUGGUUUUUGACAUGGAGCAGGAGAAGUUCCCGCUGCGCCUGGAAAACAUCCGCUACUUCCUGGAGCUCAGCCAGGUGGCGCUGUGGAACGACUCCGUGCUCUGGAUGCACACGGAUCCCGUGUCCCGAAGGAACCAAUCUGUGGAGUCCCAGGUGAGGCAGGGACCAUUGUUUCCCAUUCCCAGGUAUUUCCAGAGCCGCUUUGACACAGCUGAGACCAUCGGGCUGCGUUAUCCCGAGGGGCUGAGCCCGGAGCAGCGCCUGGAAUUCGUCAGCGACACCGCCAAGGUCAGGGAAUUCGGGAAUUCUGGAAUUCUGGGAUCAUCUGGGGUCAUCCGGGAAUUCUGGGAUUAUCCGGGCCCAAUUUUCCCACCCCGUGAUCCCAAAUUUUGGCCGCUCCGAGAUAAUUUUUUCCCGUUUUUCCCUAAAAAUUCCCGUUUUUUGCAGGUGGCCCGGAUGCUCUACGGUUUCCUGAUCCAAACCAACAAUUCCUGGUUCCAAUCCAUCAUCAAAAGCGACCUCAAGGGGAUCCUGGGUGGAGCUCCCCAGCACUACGUGGCCGUGUCCAGCCCGGUGAACUCGACGCUGCUGCUCCAGGCUGUCCUGGCCAACGUCACGGGGCUGAGGGUGAACCUGAGCCGGGAGCUGUGCCAGGAGCCCGAGAGAGCGCCCGGAGCCCAGCCACAGCUCUAUGAAUAUUCCUGGGUGCAGGGUCCCCUGGAUCCCAACUCCACGCUCCGAGCCCCGUUCUGUGUCCGUUCCGGGGCCCGUCUGGCCAAGGCGCUGUCCCCGGCGUUUGAGCUGCGCCAGUGGGGAUCCCGCGAGUUUUCCACGUGGACGGAGAGCCGAUGGAAAGACAUCAGAGCCAGGAUAUUCCUGGUGGCCAGUCCCCAACUGGAGGUGAGAAACUGGGAUAGACUGGGAUAGACUGGG